This is a messenger RNA of Cydia splendana, 8329 nucleotides long. RefSeq names its product ubiquitin carboxyl-terminal hydrolase 16/45 (gene Usp16-45). Bases 155 to 3073 code for a protein of 972 amino acids. Gene Ontology annotation, molecular function: zinc ion binding; cysteine-type deubiquitinase activity. The record is from RefSeq and is a predicted model, not a curated record. Gene Ontology annotation, biological process: protein deubiquitination. The transcript has 7 exons. Lineage: Eukaryota; Metazoa; Arthropoda; Insecta; Lepidoptera; Tortricidae.
AUUGCAUUAUGUUGGUGGCAUUGUUAAGAUGUCUGACGGUCGUGGUUUACUUUUCUUUUGACAAAAUUUAGAAAGAUCGGAACUUAACUGGAGUUUCGUCGCAUUAAGUCUAAUAACCUUUCUUCACAUGUAACUGCAGUCUUCUGACCUAGUUAUGGGAAAAACGAUUAAGUGGAAAAAGAGACAAGGCGACCCAGGGGAGAACGGGGACGAAUCGACGGAGUCGUGCGACGAAAAUGUCAAGUCCGCAUGUCCUCACGUCGCGAAAGCCGUCGACCUGACUCGGCUGAAGAAGUCACUGAAGAUCGGAGGCUUCGAGAAGGAGUGCGCGGAGUGUUUAAAGAGUACGAAAACGGAGGUGUCUGACCCAGAUUUUGUGGAGGAUCUUUCUUUGUGGAUGUGUUUAAGAUGUGGCUCCCAGCUCUGCGGUCGCGCUCGUAACCAGCACGCUUUGAACCACUUCAACCGCCCGCACUCGGACUCGCACGCGCUAACUGCCAACACCACGACUUGGGCAAUCUACUGUUACAACUGCAACGAUGAGGUUACAGCCACAAGCUCGAAAAAGCUACAUGAAUGUAUCGAGUACCUUAAAAAGCAGGCUCUAUCUGGUGGCAGUACGAAAUCCUUGCCGCCAAUAGAACUGCCGCCGCCAGAGACAAUAAUAAAAACUGAUUAUACUUUCAAAGGCAAAGACAAAGCCAUGGGUUUUACCUCACAGCGAGUGAGAGGUCUCUCUAACUUAGGAAAUACCUGUUUCUUCAACUCGGUCAUGCAGUGUUUAGUCCAAACGCCAUACCUGCUCCCCGUCUUACAAGAGAUGUCGGCGACGGGGGAACAGUUCACGUUGCCCGGGGGCAAGUUGAGCAUGAAGUUGGAUGGAGAGGAGAAGGAGGUUGAGCUGCCCCCUAUUACAGGACAGUUGUCCGAGUGGGGACCGUUGACUAGGACAUUAGCGGAAACUUUGUCAGAUUUGCAAUCAGGAGAAGGUGGCGUGUACACCCCUCGCAAACUGCUCUCGGCGCUGGUGAACAAACUGCCUCAGUUCGGAGGCGGCGACCAGCACGACGCCCAUGAGUUGCUGAGGCAUCUUCUAGAAGCUGUCAGAUCGGAGGACCUAAGACGCUACCAGUCCGUGAUUCUCAACAGCCUGGGCAUGAACUCCAAAGUUGACCCGUCCAAGGUGGACGGCGAGGUUAAGCAGAAGGUCAAGUUCUACGGCCAGCAGGCUUCCGACACCAUGCUGAGGCCAGAACAGGUGUUCCGCGGCUUCCUCGUGUCGACGCUGGAGUGCCAGGAGUGCUUCAACCACUCGGACCGCACGGAGUACUUCCUGGACCUGUCGCUGCCCGUCGCCGCCUCCCGUCCGCAGCCGCCAGCGGUUGUUCGCAGGAAAACCCCCAACGAGGAGAUGUACAAUCAGUACAACACUCAGGAAGAGAAUAAACCCUCGAAGCACCAGCUCAAAAAGGAGCGUAUUGCGGCGAGGAAAGCGGCGCGCAAGAACAAAGGUAAUUCCACGUCAAAGGAAGAAGCGACUACUGACGCGAACUCUAAAAAAGAAGAUGGCAAGUCUUCAUCCGAACAAUCCGACGCCGACGUAGAAGAUAACCUAGAAGAUGCGCCGAGGCGAGCGGACACGCACAGCACCUCAGUCGGAACCCAGGCCAUCGCCCACACCGCUGCCAACUUUGCCCAUUACCUCAAUAUGGAAUCCGGGUAUAAUUCGGAGAAAGUCAUAAGCUCAGAUUCCAUCCGGACCAGCCCGGUGCAUUUAGCCGAAAAGGAAACGCCAGAAGAGAAUGGGAAAGAGUAUGUCGACUCAUCCACGUCGACUAUGGCUGUCCCGCUUGAAUACAAGCCUCUUGCACCAUUUGAGAACCUAUCCAAUCCGGACUCUGGAGUAGCAAGCCCCGAAGCCACGAAGCAUAACUCCACAGAGACAGUGGACCAUGUAGACUCUCCAACUGAUAAUAAGGAGCUUGGUAGUCCCAGUUCGCUUUCAAGUGAGAUCAAUUUAGAGCUGACAGAACCGAGCCCGGGAACAGAACCAGAAAGACCUGUAUCCAGGAUUGCUUUCGCUCCAGAGUAUACCAAUAAAGUUGUAUCUAGAGGGAUCAGUGUAGCUGGUUCAAGGCAGUUGCUAGAACAGAGCGGAGACAGCAGUUAUGAGUCCCCGCCUGAUGCGAAACCAGCAGAUACAGAACUGACUAAUCAUGUCGAAGUUACGAACAAACUUGAUAAGCUCAAACUAGAUAUGGAAGAGAAGAGUCUAAUAGUCCCUCCGGCCCCAGCUUUGCCCGCCCCGUUACCGCGGCCGACGCUCGGAGGCGCUGACGACAAAGGCCUCAUGGAUUUCCUGUCCUACUCCCGCAAUUCGACCCGACACGUGUGCGACGAGGACGAAUGCAGCGUCGCCUCCUGCCUUAGCCAGUUCACAGCUUUGGAACUGCUUACUGGGAAUAACAAAGUUGGAUGUGACACGUGUACUAAGCGGGAAGGCCAGGAAGGAGGAAAAACAGUGUACACAAAUGCUACUAAACGCUUCUUAGUGGCCAGUGCACCGGCUAUCCUAAUUCUACAUUUGAAGCGUUUCCAACUCGGACCUCGCUGUAUGUUCAGGAAAAUGUCCAAGCAUGUAGACUUCCCGGCUAUCUUGGACUUAGCACCGUUCUGCGCUAUGGACAAGCUUCGCAAGCAGCCCGGCAUUAACCGGACACAGGAACAAGUACUAUACUCUCUAUAUGGAGUCGUUGAGCACUCAGGAGGCAUGCACGGUGGGCAUUAUGUUGCAUAUGUGAAGGUUCGGGCGCCAAUACGACGCGAUCAUCCUCGCUGGGGAUUCCUACCUAAAAGCGCCAAUGUAGCACCUCCUGCCGCUGAAGCCCAAGAAGCACCAGAGCCUGAUUCAGAGUCCGAACUCUCCGGAUACGAGUCCGGUGAAGGAGCACCUAUGCCCGACUCCCCGCCUGGCAAAUGGUACUACGUCUCCGAUAGCAUGGUAUCAGAAGUGAGCGAGGACAAAGUAUUAAGAGCGCAGGCCUAUCUACUCUUCUACGAGAGGAUCCUAUAAGCCUAAUUUAACCAGCGUGCUGUAUAUAGCUUGAUAGCUUUUCCUUUUCCUAGUUGGUUACCACGGUGAUCCGUGUUACUCUGUUUUGUUUAUUGUAUCCUUAGGACAGGUAACCAUUGCUCGCCCCAAAAUGCUGUAGCGACGAUAUAUUGUAUUUUUUACGGCUCUACGCCUCAAUUAUGUACACAUUUAUGCUCGUAUUAAUAGACCGUUAACUGAUAUCAUACUCUAGUUUUAAAGAGGAAAAGUAAGCUGCGUUCCUCUUUUAAUUUUGAGGUCCAGUUUCGACAGCUUUAGUUUGAACUUAUGUAUAUAGUUUUUUUAUACACACAGGAUUUAAUUAUGCCACUAAUUCAAUGGUUAACACACGUGUGAUACUAACUCAAUUUGGGUCGUAGCAACUCAGUAUAAGACGUGUGUUACUGCAGAUCAAUAUGGGUUUUUAGGACAUCAGCUCACUCCUCUUAACACGUUCACUGCUAAAACGGUUAUAGCCGAUAACAUGGAUGUCCCGGUAUGCAGAGAAAAUGCAUCGUAGAGGCAAAACGACAGUCAUAGCGCUGAAUGGGUUGAAACUUGUAUGGUAUCUGAUUGCAUUUUAUUAAUACGACUCUUUACAGAUGUACUUGCGGAAAGUUUCAAAAAUGCCCGAAAAUAUCAGGAAACUUUCAUUUUGGAAACGGAAAAUUUCAAUCCACAUACAAACUAAGUUUCCGAAAUAUUUCAAUUCUCUGAAACUUUCCGACGUCACAUCAGUUCGAAACUUAGUCAUUGCAGAUGAAAACGUACGUCGUAUAAACUAAGGAAUUGAUAACAAUGAAUUAUGGUACUGAUUGGUGCAUUGAUGUACUGCGAUAUAUAUAGUUACUCGCAUAAGAGUCACACGGACCUAGGCGCCGCCAUACAAUCGGAGUUACGCUCAUUUUAAAAUAACAUUCUGAAAUAACAUAAACAUUCAAGUAAUAUAUCGUUAGGUGACAAUCAAAACUCACAAAAAAAUAAUUAGGCAAAAAUCAACCUUAUUUAGGUAAUUAUACGGUUCACUGUGCCUAUAUGAACUUGUGGUGGUAAAUAGUGAGUUUUAGUUGUCACCUGACGAUAUAUCUAUGUUUGGUAAUAGUUAUCGUUCCUGGAAUUGUAAUAUUAAGAAAUAAGCAGUUUUACAUACAUACAAAGCUUUUAUUCGCUUUAUUUUCUUUUUAUAAUAUUUUUUAGCAACGAAAACUAGUACCCGACAUACAUAUAUGCAGGGCCUUCUUAAACUAUUCUGGGGCCCCUGGGCACAUAAGAAUUUGGGGCCCUUUUGGACAGUAAAGAAAGCUAAUUAAACUAACAUUUUUCUACUAUGAUCUUCUAUUUAUUAUGGGUAAUCAAAAAUAUACUGUUACUGUCUGUCCUUCGGGGCCCCCUGAGGAUGGCUCUGGGCACGGGCCCCGUGUGUCCUUAUGGUAAAGACGGUACUGCAUAUACAGUGCCGGAUUUAGACAUUUGCCGCUCGUAGGCUAUGCCGAUUUUGCCGCCCCUAUCCAUCUCCCUUAUAGCUUUUUAAAGUACUUUCCAAUCAGAGGCGUUUAAUUUAAUAGUACAACGCACCAUAGUCAUAUUAAAAUGCAUAUAAGGUGAUGUCACUAUUCUAGAUACAGAUUUAUAUGAGCCGUUUUUGUCAGCCAAUGACGAUGCGACCUCGUUAUAUUUGCCUGAUCUGAUCGGCAACAUGGGUACCGCUGGGUUUCGGCCAUUGAGAAUCAAGGUGAGGCAUUGGCAGUCAGGCUGGAUAAUAGCUAAGGAGUUUGGUCGGGUCUAGCAUCGAGUGCUCGAGGGACUAUGCUAUACAAAUGGCUUAUAUUGAUGGGCCACAGAUAAUGUACCUAAAUAAAAACGCGAGCGUAGCGAGCGCGAAAUUUUUUCUGUAGAAAUAGCGCAAUUCGAUAGAACUAGGCUGGUUAUGUCUGCCACAUGCCCAACAACUUGUGGGCCAAGUUAACCACAAAGUGGGUGCCCCACGAGUCAAACCGGGGAACCGGUAGACCUCGUCGGCGAUGGCGGGAUAACUUGGACUCCUUUUUGAGAGACUGGCCAGAUGUAGCUCAAAACCGAAACGAGUGGAAGAAGAGGGGGGAGGCCUUUGCCUAGCUUUAUUUGUGGCCCAUCAAUAAUGUUCCUAAAUAAAAAUGCGAGCGUAGCGAGCGCGAAUUUUUUUCGGUAGAAAUAGCGCAAUUUGAUAGAACAUGGUAUAUUUUUAGAAUUCCAAUUUCCAAGCUUCAAAACGGAAUAGGAUCACUUUGUUGUCCGUCCGGCCGUUUAUCUGUUUCUAUAUAAAGGGUCUUGACAUGACAGAGGGCGGCAAAAUCGACAAAUAAAGCCUGUUAUUUAAAUUUUACAAAUAAAUAGGGGAGCGGCAAAAUUCUGGUCAACCCAAUCUGAACAGCUAAUAAAUUAUUCUUUAACCCAAAUCUGCCGCCCUAGGCUUCAGCCUUCAGCCUACUCAGCCUAGUGGUAAAUCCGGCACUGUGCAUAUAUGUCACAUAAAUUUCAUGUAAUUUAAGCAUGCCAUUUUAAAAUGAGAGCGGCUUUUUGGCGGGUCCGUGUGACGCAUAAGGCGUAAUAUUAAGUCGUCUUUCAUUUUAAAAGAUAUUUUACUCUUGAACGUUACAUAGCGGUUCUCACUAAGUUUUAAAUGUUACGAGACGUUCGUUUUUUUAACGUAUUUAUUAUUUUCUGUAUUUAUGUUUGUCAUUUUGUGGCCCUGUUAACUCGGGAGCGAAGGACUACAGGGUGGUUUGGCAGACGUGAUCAGAAUAACAAGCCAUAAGGGUAACUUAGUCAGGUUGAUAUAAAGGUUCUAGCUUGGUAAAUAUAAGAUAUAGGGUUACUUUUUCUUGCUACUCGUUGCCAUGGUUACGUUUUCUUGGGUCACUUAUGAAACUCUGCUUUUAUAGCAUUUGUUAUGGCAUUGCAGUGGUUAUCAUUAGCCCUUUACUUUAGGUCAUCUACCAAGCAUGUUAAUAGAACGUGUUACAGCCACUUUUCUAACAAACUUUGCUAAUAUGGUCCCCUAACUGACGGGGCAAAAUAACAACAGUAAUAACCUUUAUAAAAUUUGGUCACAAUAUUAACUUUGUCACUCCGUUACUGUAUGUUUCAAAAGUGAUAUGAUGUCAUUGAUGACCAUGAUUUUUCAAGUUAACAACUUUGUUCCUGUUCACGUCUUUUAAAUCACCCUGUAUAGGUCUAUAGGCUGCGUCCUAUAUUCUCCAUAGUCUUCCACUGAAGUGUCAAGCCUGUAUAAAUCUGGUACAAUAUCGGUAAACGCCAUUCGUAGUAAUGAAAUUAGCAUAGUUAUUUAUUGUAAUGUGAUGUCGAAUAACAUUUUACUGCUAAGUCGUUCUCAAAUUGAAUAUAUUUAAUCGGGUCACUCACGCUUUAAGUCGAAAAUUUCUAGACAUGUUUCGCUCUGUAACGAGUAGCUUUAACGGGAGCACUCGUUGACUGACGCAGAUUUCUACUCAACUCAGACUUAAAAUACGUGAGUGACCGGUUUUAAUAUAUUUGAUAAGUCGUUCUCAUUUAAUGCUGACAAAACAUCGGUAUCGUUUAAUAAGAGUUAUUAAUAGUAAAAAAGUGUAGCCUAAGAAAAGAAGAUGCCUCGAAACAGAUGGCGCUGUACUGGUUCAAUAUGCGGUAACUCUGGCUAGGUAACUUUGAUGUUUGACAUUUCAGUGUCCACAAAACAUGGCGUAGUUCAGCGCCAUCUAUUUCAGCUGUUAAACUAGGUGGCACGAUUUUUUUCUUAAGCUUAUCUCUUCAAUUGAUAACUUUUUUGAUAAUUGAUAAUACUUCUUAAUCAUUUGAUUUGAUUGUUUUGUUGACGCUCUCAUCAUUAUCAUGCAUUUUAAUAAAUCUAAUCGUGUCACAAGGAAGCUAAUUUUAGGGCGAGGGCAGAUAUCGAAACCCGAGCAUAGCGGGGAUUGCAAAUGCCGUCCGAAUCAAUUUUACUACUGAGUUAAAAAAAACGCAUUUCAAAAUAAUACUGUUUAGUCCAAAAGCUAACGAUAUUGGAGUUAAAUAAACCCCAUAGUAGGAUUCUAUGAGAAGUGUUUUACCACAGUCUAUACAGUUGUUCGACGAGGGGGGGGUUUGCGCGCACCCGAGCUGCAUAAAUAGCUGUCAUCGCAUUGUUAGUAGCUCGGUACACGUCAAAGUCGGAUCACUGUUACUUUUUACACUGUGGUUUUACUAUGUUAUGAUUUAACUAUUAGUAUUCCAAUAAGCUUGAAGUCUUUAAGAAGGUCGCUAUAAUUCUGUCUUCGCCAUUUUGCAGUGUACUACCCAACAGAUAUAUUUGUACAUACAAGAUGCUCAAAAAUAUCUGAGCAUUCACUAACACCUUAGUCUAGUUCAGAUAUUUAUGAUACCUGUCCUCUAAAUAUUGGUCUAUCUAGGGAUACCCUAGUUCUAUCUAGAUCUCCUGCAAAAUUUCAGACUGACAUUAUAGUUAGGUUAUUAGGCAAUCUAGACCUAGUCGAUUGGAUAAACCAUAGAAUCUUGCAAUCUAAAAUAAAGACAUUAUUUUAGAAUCUAAAGUAAUGUCCCGACUUUUAUAACUAGACAAUUUUGUUUUACCAUUAUAACAUUUUAACGUACAUUUUCAGUAAUAUAGUGACUUGUAAAUAGGUCAAGGGCCUAUUACAUAAUAUAAUAUUAAUACUCUUAGUGAUUUCGUAUGUAAAAUCACAAGAGUUACACCAAGCAAAGUCUGCAGCGAUUUUCAUAGCCCACGCAGUGCAAGUGUUAUUUGUACGUCAUAUUUCCAUAGAUUUUCACUUUUUAAAUAACACUUGCACUGCGUGGGCUAUCAAUAUGUCUGCAGACUUUUCUUGGUCUAACUCUAAUAGUAUUAGUUUGUGUUUUAUUAUGCAAUAGGCCCCUGAUAGCGCUAUUUAGUUGUAAAUUAAAGUAUCUUUGAAAUAUAAGUAGAUGGCGCUUUAACUAUUUUUAAAUAUUGUCAAUGACAUAAACGAAAGUUAAUGAAUUCACCCGCAGUCACUCUAUUAUUAAAAAUGUUACUCGAAACACAUAACCCUCUUUUUUGGGGCAGCCGGGUAAGCUUAGCCCACUUUAUGCAUUUGCCAGGUUUCCUGCGAAGUUAGUUAUCUAUGUUGAUUUAUGUAUUAUUUGAUAAAUUUUGUAUAUUGAACUCCAAACAUAUUAUUGCGUUAAACUUGUGUAUUAAAAUAAAUAUGAUUUUAAAACGUC